AUGUUAACGUUAAAAGAAAAGAUCGAAGUAGGGGAACGACGUCAACCAGCGCUGUGUGACCCCAAGUACCACGCACGAUGGCAGAGAACUGCACUUUAUUCGGCGGACUGUCACCCAGCAGUGUCUCCCAAUGCGUGACAGUUGCCAGAGUGAAGAGAGUAACAGCUUCAGUCUCAUUAAUUGGAUGCUUCUGCAUGCUUCUUGUUAUCUGGCUGUUCAGAAAAUACAAUUCCUUGGCACAGAAAAUGAUUUUGAGUUUGGCUGUGGCAGCUUUCUUUGACAGCAUAGCUUACAUUAUGAGUGAAGUGCUGCCAGAUGGUGUCCUCUGCAAUUUUCAAGCAUGGUGGCUAACAUACUUUGACUGGUGUGCGUUAGCUUGGGUUUGCUGCAUUACUCUUAACCUGUAUCUGAAUGUAGUAAAAGAGAUGAGAACAGAUCGAUUUCAACUAGUGUAUCAUGUUACUGCCUGGGGUGUGCCAUUUAUUCUCUCAUGCCUCCCUCUCUUCGGAGACAAUUAUGGCCCUGCUGGAGCAUGGUGCUGGAUUACUGAGGAGCAUGUUGCCUGGAGAUUUGUCAUAUGGUACAUUCCAUUGUUCAGCCUGAUAUUCCUGAUGAUGCUGUGUUACCUCCGGAUAAUCUAUGUUGCCAAGCAGAGGGUCAUCACAUGGUCUGGAACUUAUGAUCCCGGAAGGGAACGAAGCAAGAUUAUAAUGGCAGAAGAGAUUAAACCCUUGAAGUGGUAUCCCUGUGUGUACCUUGCAGUAUCACUCUUCCCCCUUCUAAACCGACUCCAUAAUGCCUUCUACCCAAGUCAGCCUGUGUUCAUCCUCACAUUACUGCAUGUGAUGAGCGCUCCACUUCAUGGACUGGCCAACGCGUUUGUUUUUGUGUUGGACAAGGAAACUUGGAGCCAGCUGACAUUGACGUCGCUGAGGGUGGCUUUCCAAUCUAGACUGUGCGACAGCACAAAGAUCAAGGAAUAUCAUCCAGCCAAUGUGCGCUACAUGAGCCACAUAGACGAGGAGGAUUCAGAUUCUGACGAUGAUACCACAGUAUUAUUCUCCAUGCCAUCCAUGACAUUAAGGGACAAAGGACCCUGACCAUUUUUUGUCUGAGUGAAACUGAAAGCUGAAAGAAUGCACCAAUCCCCGCUGAAUAUACACUGCCUGAAAGAAAAAGCGGAAGGCGAAAGACAACCUUGGAAUGCCUAAUUAAGGAGCUGUCAUCCUUCAUUAUUAAUACUCUGUUGUUAAUAUUUAAUGCUGUUAAACCGGAGCUUCUGACUGCAGCAGAACCGCAAGACAUGCUGGGGUCAUACCAGCUGCAAAUCUCAGGACUGUAAAUGUGGUGGCCUUACAAAUGCAACCAGACGAUUCUGGGAGGCACAUGCCUAGCAUGCUGUGAUAUAAACAAUUAGUAUUUAUCUAUACAAGUUCCUGAGACAAAACCGCCUUCUUCAACAAACACAUACAGUCCUGUUAUUGUUGGAAAUAGAUAGACAAUGCUGAUCUACUCGUUUUCAGGGAGGGAAAUAAAACUGGAUACAUGUUCUUCAUAUCUAGGACUGCUGUGCUUUUAUGAGUUCACUGAUGAUUUGCAUGAUUAAACAGUUUAAAUGUAAUUGUCUCAUUACAUGGAAAGGAUCUGUUAAAUAAGUUAAUUUGGACAGAGAGAUAAUGCAAGCACAAUUGUAACUUCUUGUCUGUUUUUCUUUGGAAGUCGCACCUAACAAAGAAAAUUUGGAUUCACAUAGUUAUGAUCGAUACCUUUAUCGCAAUGUCAGGAAACGUAAGUCUCUAAUCAGAAGGUAAAAAAGGUAACUAUUGAUUUCCCAUAAUCCUCUCCUGAUGCUCUGUGCUUCUGUCAGCUGCACUCACUUCCCAUUCACUGCCUUACAUAGAGCUACCACCUUUUCAUUUUCAGAUUCCCGGACAUGGGGCAUAACCAGAGGCGUGGGCAAAACCGCAGCAGGGUUCCAAACUAAUUUUUUUUUGCCAGAUUUCAGGCCAUUUUCUUAAUACUCUAAUAAUAAAAAAAAAACCCUCAUACCUCCUUAUAUGGCUCAGAUCCCAUUUAUUUGCCUCAGAGGCCCCUAAUGCCACUUUAUAUGCCACUAGUGCCUAUGCCCCCCAGAGCACCUCCAUACCCCUUUAAACAUACCUCCCAACUGUCCCGAUUUUCGCGGGACAGUCCCGUUUUUUGGGGACUGCCUCGCUGUCCCACCCGCAGGCCGCAGUGUCCCGCGGUGGGGGGGGGGGGGGGGGGGGGGGAGGCAGUUGGGAGGCUCAUGCACUCGCUGCCCUGCUUAGCGUCUAUUCACUGGAGUCAGAGAGAGAGGGGGCAUGCCAGCGGCUAACAGAGUGCUGGGCAUGCCCCCUCAGUGAUGAAAACGGGGGUGUAACUCGCGAUCGCGGGUCCUCCCAUGAAGCCAUGCCCUUUUCUCAGGCCACACCCCUUUUCGGGAGCGUGCGCGGCGUGUCCCUCUUUAGAGAAAUUAAAAGUUGGGAGGUAUGCUUUAAAGCGUACUUGCCGACUCUCCCGGAAUGGCCAAGAGGCUCCCGAAAAACAGGUGGCGCUCCCGGCGACCCAGAAAAGUCGGCAAUUCUCCCAGCCGGCAGCCAAGCUCCCGCACCCCUAGGAAAAACGUUCAUAGAGCCCUCACAUUCGUGACCCCCGCUGGUAAUCUCGACAUAGUGUAGCGGGGGCGGAGCCACAGUGACACGAUCUUGCAGUCACGCAACCUGCUCCUCUCCAUCACGCCUCCCUUGCUGCAUCACGCCCCCUGCUCCUCCCCAUGACACGCCCCCCUAUGCUGCGCCAUGCCCCUUGCUAAGACGACCUGGCUGCCUCAUCUGGGAGGAGGCAGCCAGAAUGUCGGCAACUAUGCUCUAAAGGCCCCUAAUGCCAGGGCCCCCUCAUGAAUCCCAGUUGAAUGGUAAUCCUAUAGAUUGUAAGUUUGCGAGCAGGGCCUUCCUACCUCUAUGACUGCUUGUUAUCACCCAGUUUGUUAUAUCAUUGUUAUUUCCAAUUGUAAAGCGCAACGGAAUUUGCUGCGCUAUAUAAGAAAUUGUUAAUAAAUAAAUAAAUAAUCCGAGUGUACGCUGUACACCAUUUACUUUAACUCACCUGCCUUUAAAACA
Messenger RNA from Pseudophryne corroboree (corroboree frog), 3140 nucleotides. RefSeq lists its product as uncharacterized. Lineage: Eukaryota; Metazoa; Chordata; Amphibia; Anura; Myobatrachidae. The record is from RefSeq and is a predicted model, not a curated record. Gene Ontology annotation, biological process: adenylate cyclase-activating G protein-coupled receptor signaling pathway; cell surface receptor signaling pathway. The transcript is spliced from 13 exons. Gene Ontology annotation, molecular function: G protein-coupled receptor activity. Gene Ontology annotation, cellular component: plasma membrane. The coding region runs from base 78 to 1100 and encodes 340 amino acids.